Sclerotinia trifoliorum is the source of this 1910-nucleotide messenger RNA. The record is from the annotation of a GenBank genome assembly. NCBI's taxonomy places the organism in Eukaryota, Fungi, Ascomycota, Leotiomycetes, Helotiales, Sclerotiniaceae.
AAUAUUAUUCUACAUUACUAGUAAUGCCUACCCUCUUUAAGCAUUCCACCAUCCAGCACGACACGACCUACGUAAGGCACCAGAGCAACGGAACGGAAAGGUUAGUUGCGGGACGUGAAACGUUUGACGGAAGAGGAAAGCAAGGGAGGGUGCGUGAUUUUGUGUGAAAGAGCCUAAAAAGUAAAAGAUAUUUGGUGAAUGGAUGGAAUUGAGGACGUGUAUUGGACUAUUUGUUAAGGUUACUCCGACUACGAGUGCAGGAGGGAGUGCAUACGUACUACGGUAUAUGUAUAUGCAAGAAGGGUUAAACGGCGACUAAGAAAACUUCUGGGAAAUACCUUGGUAUAUGUGGUUGACAAACGGGAGUUUCGGGAUUGAGCAAUUACCGUACUGGGCUGAGACAUACAUACCUAUAUACCGCGCCGUAGGAACAGGAGUGUGAUAACGAUUACGAAAGCUUUCGAGCGUUAGAACGAGGAAUUCAGCCCUGGAGGCUGAGGGAUUAAAUAGCCUUGUUUGGAUUCCUACAAGGCUGUUAUAUUCACGUUUUGUGGAUCGACCGUUCCUUCGAGCAGAUAUAGGUCGCGACAUUAUACCAUGCAUUACAUACGGAUAUUCAAGCAGCCUCGCUUGCUGCCCGUUUCAUCCUCCACUUCCUCCUCUUCUCCUCGAGUAUUAUCUGCGAAGAUUACUAUUACAACAGAUUUGGGGGAAUCGUUCUUAAUGUCCGAUGUUAAAUUACGUGCGGAUAUAGAGGUUGAUGGGGUUAGUGUUGGGACUGGGAAAGAAUAUAUAUGGAAGGGGACAAAUGGGAUGAGGAGUUUGGAGGUUCAGAUACCUGUGCGAGUACCGCGUGAAGGAGUUAGGUGGACGGCGAUGAUUGUACGGCCUGUGGGGGUCAUAUAUGAAGUGGAUUCUUUUGAGGAUGUCCUGCAUUUUAGUGAUAGGACUGUAGGUGGGAUUGCGAAGGUGAGAAGUAGGGCGAUUGACUUGAAAACUGGGGCAACUAUGUCAGAUGGUAUGGCUGAACGAGUUUUCAGUACUGGGUUUGGGAUGGAGGAGGAAAUUCGUAUAUGGGAAGAAACGGGGGAAAGUAUCGCGAGACAUAUUUGUAGGUUUUCUCAGCUUCAGGUACGUGGGUUAUUUUCUUCUAGAAACUAAUGCUUUUUUGACGUAGGGGAUGCGGGUUUAGUGCUCUCAUCAUAUCUAUCAUCUCUUCGCAAUUCUUCUAAACCUGUAGGCUCUCUUCCUACUUUAGAAAAGUUUCUGAGCACGCAACAGGAUAUCAAUAUCCUUGAAUUGGGAGCAGGAUGUGGAAUCGUGGGUAUUACACUCGCGAAGCUCUUUUAUGAUAGAAUUAGUAAGAUCUUGCUCACUGAUCUCCCUGAAGCCUCGGAGAUACUGGAGAAGAACAUUUCUACAAUGACUCCAAAGUCAGAUUCCUCGCUCCGCUGUUCCUGUUCUCAUCAAGUUCUUGAUUGGUCAAUGCCGCUUCCAGAGGAUGUACGAGGCGAGACGUGGGAGUUGGUGGUGGUAGCGGAUUGUACAUAUAAUCCUGAUGUAGUACCGGACUUAGUGCAGACAUUGACGAGAGUAAGGGAUGGAAACAGCGGGAUGUUGAUUUUGUUGGCGAUGAAGGUGAGACAUGAUAGUGAGAUGGUCUUUUUUGAGCUCAUGGAGAAGGAGGAAUUUGUGGUUGUGGAGAGGUGCAAGGUGCCUUUGAAAAUGGUGGGUGAGGAGGGGCAAGAGAUUGAGAUUUUUGUUUUUAGGUGAAUAAAAUGGUUGUUUUAUUGAUUAGUAUGGAUUAGGCUUGAUGAAUGUGUAACGUUGAGUCUUUUUUUUUACUGUGAUCCUCUUCGAAGCCGUUCGGGUGAUAGCUGAGCCCAGUCGCUUAUUUGAAAACCUACAUU